This is a messenger RNA of Ixodes scapularis (black-legged tick), 493 nucleotides long. RefSeq lists its product as uncharacterized. Bases 91 to 474 code for a protein of 127 amino acids. The transcript is spliced from 6 exons. The record is from RefSeq and is a predicted model, not a curated record. Lineage: Eukaryota; Metazoa; Arthropoda; Arachnida; Ixodida; Ixodidae.
CAGCAAAUAAAAGCCGUUUUCUGUUUUGAACAUUUCCACAGAGUGGGUUUGCGCUCCGGCUUAGUAAGGGCGCCGCUGUACAACUGCGCAAUGAAACGCACAAUCACUUUUUGCGUAGCCCUUGGGGCUUUUUACGCGGUCUUCGGAACAGCAGCAUCAGCGUCCUAUCGUUCUGCCAGAUCCGCCGACGAGGUACGAAGAAUCUACGAGAGCUUCGAUCAGCUAUGCUACACGGAGGGCCACUACACGGAGGCCGAAAUUGAAGCUAUGACCAGGAUCAAACAGGCCGGUGCAGACGCCAUGAAUGGAGGUACCGGAGUUAGCAUAACAGAAAUUGUGAAUCGAGAGGUAUCCAACCGGACCCUGGCUGACGCCCUGAUUGCGAAAUUUCCCGGAUUUGUUAUGUGCGUUAUGAGGGAGAGCCAGCGGCUGCAAGAGCGCCCCUACCGGCCGCCGACUUCAACCAAAUCUUAAUAAACUGCAUUCUUUCCUC